Messenger RNA from Lutzomyia longipalpis, 2660 nucleotides. RefSeq names its product rab GDP dissociation inhibitor alpha (gene Gdi). Gene Ontology annotation, biological process: vesicle-mediated transport; protein transport; small GTPase-mediated signal transduction. Lineage: Eukaryota; Metazoa; Arthropoda; Insecta; Diptera; Psychodidae. The transcript has 5 exons. Gene Ontology annotation, cellular component: cytoplasm. Gene Ontology annotation, molecular function: Rab GDP-dissociation inhibitor activity. The record is from RefSeq and is a predicted model, not a curated record. The coding region runs from base 188 to 1519 and encodes 443 amino acids.
GGGGUAAAAGCUUGAAUGGAUUCAGUGCUGGACGCUGUCAAGGAUCACAAUAACUCAUCUACAUUUCCAUCUUUAAACGUCAGUUUUUAAAGUUGGAAAAAUUCGUUUAUUGGGCUUAACCUGGUGGCACAAGGUUUUGUGUGAAGAAAAGAAAAUUGUGCAUUUAGAAGCAGUUUAAGGAGUUAAAAUGGAUGAGGAAUACGACGCAAUUGUUCUAGGAACGGGGCUGAAGGAAUGCAUCCUCAGUGGAAUGCUUUCUGUGUCCGGGAAAAAAGUCCUCCACAUUGACAGAAAUAAAUACUAUGGUGGCGAAAGUGCCUCCAUUACGCCGCUGGAGGAGCUUUUCCAGCGUUUCAAUGUUGACGCCCCUGGCGAUAAGUAUGGUCGCGGGCGCGAUUGGAAUGUGGACCUCAUCCCUAAGUUCCUUAUGGCCAAUGGAUUGCUCGUGAAACUCCUAAUCCACACGGGCGUUACCCGUUACUUGGAAUUCAAGUCCGUAGAGGGCAGCUACGUGUACAAGGGAGGAAAGAUCAGCAAAGUGCCCGUGGAUCAGAAGGAGGCCCUCGCAUCGGAUCUCAUGGGAAUGUUCGAGAAAAGACGAUUCCGUAAUUUCCUGGUUUACAUUCAGGACUUCCGAGAGGAUGAUCCAAAAACAUGGAAGGAUAUUGAUCCCAAUACAAUGUCAGCACAGGUGCUUUAUGAGAAAUUUGGCUUGGACAAAAAUACUCAGGACUUUACUGGGCAUGCAUUAGCGCUGUAUAGGGAUGAUAAUUACCUCGGAGAACCAGCGCUCAAUACUAUUCGACGUAUCAAGCUCUAUUCGGAUUCAUUGGCACGUUAUGGCAAAUCGCCGUAUUUGUAUCCAAUGUAUGGGCUCGGUGAACUCCCACAGGGAUUUGCGAGAUUGUCUGCCAUCUACGGCGGUACAUACAUGUUGGAUAAGCCCAUUGACGAGAUUGUACUCGAUGAGGGUGGAAAAGUUGUUGGGGUGCGCUCUGGCAGCGAAGUGGCCCGCUGCAAACAGGUUUAUUGUGAUCCUAGCUACUUUCCACAGAAGACUCACAAGAAAGGCCAAGUUAUUCGUUGCAUUUGUCUGCUGGAUCAUCCAAUUGCAAAUACGAAGGACGCCCUUUCGACCCAAAUAAUCAUUCCACAGAAGCAGGUGGGGCGCAAUUCUGACAUUUACGUGUCACUUAUUAGUUACACGCACCAAGUUGCUGCAAAGGGUUGGUUUAUUGUAAUGGUAUCCACUACGGUGGAGACUGAUAAUCCCGAAGCUGAAAUUAAGCCGGGCUUAGAUCUCCUUGGUCCCAUAACGCAGAAAUUUGUGUCAAUUUCCGACUACUUGGUGGCAACGGACAAAGGUCUCGAGUCCCAAAUUUUCAUAUCAGAGUCAUAUGAUGCGACAACUCACUUUGAGACCACUUGCUUAGAUGUUUUGGACAUCUUUAAGCGUGGUACAGGUGAGGAAUUUGAUUUCUCAAAAAUUAAACACGAAUUGGGAGAUGAGGAGCAGUAAAGUGCUGCCCCGUCUCCGCUCGCUGCUAGAACAGUGUUAGAGGAAGGAAAAAAAAUUAAACUUAUAUACGAUGUUUAUUUUCUUUUUUUUAUAUUCCCUAAAUGAAAAAAAAUACAUUUAAAAUGCAUUAGAAUGAAGAAAACAUAAUGAAAGAAAAAUCGCUAAUUAAUGAAAAAAUAAACAAACAAAACAUGAUAAAAUCAUAACUGCACACAUUUUGAAAAAUUUUUAGAAAACAUAAAAUUUAAAGAAAAAUUAAACAGUAGCUGUGCCUUCUUUCUCUGAAAGAAUGACAGUUAAUGGUAUUUAGAAGAAUUCGAGAAUAAAAAUUUAUAUAAAAAAAGACGAAAUUUUUUUGCUAAAACAGUCAUUCAUAUGUGCGCAAUCUUUCACCAGUUUACAUCGAAAUGUUUUUAAACUGAAAAAAAAAAAAAACAGCUCUUAACACAUUUUGUGUGAUGGAAAAAGCAACAACCCUAUAGAGAACUUAUCCAUAUGAUUAAUUUUAAAACAAUACGUAUACACUGUGAGCAUAUUAGCAUACGAUUUAGCAGCGCAAAUCACAUAGUAAUAUCACAAAAAAAUGCUAUAAAAGAAAGAACAAAAUAUAAUUGCAAAAGAAAAAAAAUUAAAAGAACGUAUGUAUGUAGGUAUUUUAUCCAAUAUUUUUUCCCCUUUAUAAUUACAUAUUAUAAUUUUCAUAUCGAAUAAAAUUGAAAAUAUCUUUUAAAGAAUUCCAAUUCAAAAAAAAAUAAAUAAAUUAGAGAAUCAUUAAGAAUCUGCUUCUUCUUCUCUAUCAUUUACUAAUGUGAUUUUAUAUUAUUAUUUUUUUUCUAUCACAACAUGGGCAAAAGGUUUGCAUAAGUAAAACAAAAAAGAGUAAUUAAAAAAAAAUCCCACUUGCUGUUACAUGAGAAAAAAAUUAUAAAAUAAUAAAAAUGUUAUUCAAGUAAUCGGGCGAGAUAUAUUGCAGUGAAUUUUCAAGAAAUAAAAAUAAAGAAAAAAAUACAAAAAUAUAUCUAUGUAAUAAUAAAAAAUGGAUGAAAAAUUGCUUUAGAGUUGUAAGAUUUUGAUGUAAUUGCAUGCUAAGAAAAACUAUUGAUAUGAAUAUUAUUGAUAAAAUAAAGAAUAUGAAAAGGAA